Molecule: messenger RNA, 6758 nt
Organism: Styela clava
Lineage: Eukaryota; Metazoa; Chordata; Ascidiacea; Stolidobranchia; Styelidae
Biological process (GO): regulation of GTPase activity
Molecular function (GO): GTPase activator activity; small GTPase binding
Source: RefSeq, a predicted model, not a curated record
UUUUCAUUUCAAAAGCGAACUACCUGCUAUUUUUAUCCCAACAAUGACACUAUUAGGUUACUGACAAUGAAACCAUUAUUAUAUGCUGCAAGUAGGGAGCAUUUGAAUUGUCUUGAUCAUAUUUUACUGUGCAUUUUUGAAAAUCGAAACACUGGAUUUAUGUGCUGAAAAAGAUUGAAUAGCUGAAUGCUGGUAAAUUUUAACAAGAAUGGAAGGGGAUAUAAGUGUUUCAAAACUCAAGCAAGUCCAGGAUAAGGAAGACAAAGAUUCCAUCGUUGCUGAAAGGCUCAGACAAGAAAGACUUAGCAUUGUUAAUAAAUAUGCAAAGGGUCCUGGAGCCGAGGAUGAAUAUGAAGAAGAUGAUAAUAUAUAUAAGGUUACUGAUCAGUUUGGAUUCUUGCACAAAACCGAACUUGUUCCGUUAUCGAAACAGGAAGAAACGAAGAAAAAUGGCUGAAAAUGGUGCGAAAUUGGGACAAAUAUGUUGGAACAGAAAAGUUGUCAAAACGUGUAUACAAAGGAAUUCCGCAUGGAAUGAGAGGUGAUGUAUGGAGAAUUUUACUGGAAGUUCAUCAAUACAUGGAAAACUUGCCAAAUGUUUACCAGGAAAUGAAAACUCGUGCACACAGUCAUUCAACAGAUAUAAGACAAAUUGAUCUGGACGUGAAUCGUACCUACCGUGAUCAUGUCAUGUUUAGAACCAGAUACAGUAUCAAGCAACAACAACUGUUCCACGUACUGGCAGCAUAUUCAAUGUAUAAUACAGAAGUUGGAUAUUGUCAGGGUAUGAGUCAGAUUGCUGCACUUUUACUCAUGUAUAUGAGUGAAGAGGAAGCCUUUUGGGCACUUCAUUCACUCCUAUAUGGUGAACGGCAUAAAAUGCAUGGAUUUUUUAUUCCUGGUUUUCCAAAAUUAAUGAGAUUUCAAAGUCAUCACGACCAUAUUUUGAAGAAAUAUAUGCCGAAACUCAAGAAACAUCUGGAUGAAAACGAGGUAUUUGCUAGUCUUUACACGAUGAAAUGGUUUUUUCAAUGCUUCCUCGAUCGAUCUCCUUUCUCACUUACAUUGAGAUUAUGGGAUAUUUAUGUUCUUGAGGGAGAAAAACUACUCACUACAAUGUCGUUUGCAACACUCAAGAUGCACAAAGCCUAUAUCAAAAGUCAAGACAUGGACGGUAUCGUUGGUUUCCUACAAGAAGAAUUAGUGAAAGAUUUUGGUGCUGGUGAUGAUGACGUUGUUGAACAUUUGAAGAGUUGCAUGAAUGAAUUGAAACGUGGUAACAUGGAUCAUCCUCCAGCACCAUCUGAAGAUGAAAAACCAAAACUACCAUUCGGAACUGAAUUCAUACCAAAUACUGAAAGAGUUUCUGGAAGUGUUAUACCAGAAUUUGCUAAACAUUCAGGUUACACCGAUACUUUUCUUCCUGAAGUGAAGAGAAGAACGAGUCAAAAGAAAAAGAGGGAGAAGGUGAAAAGAGGAAAAAGCAAAGUUGGCAAGAAUGCAAUCGUAGCAAAUGGAUCUGAACAUCAUGACGUUGUUCCCACAGUCAGUGUUAAGCCGAGCAAAUCUUUCAAUGAUCCUCUAGCUGUAAGUCGAUCACCAUUUUUGAGAAGAUCAAAGAAACCGGGUAAGACAGAGCGACAUAAAGACGAACAAACAAAACAACAAACCAAUGUCGACAACAAAGCUACAAAGAAGAAAGCCAACGACGAAAAUAAAAAGAAAACGAAAGAAACAAAUAAAAACAAACAACACAUGGAAGAUAAAGAACAAGACCUGAACAACGAAACCGAACAAAAAGAUUCAAAACAUAAAAAUAAGAACGAAAAUAAAGAAACAGACACACACAAACGCACAAAUGGUUCAGAUGUAAAACGAAAAGCCAUUGAUAAACUUACUUUAUCAAACAAUCACACAGAUACGGACAAUUCGAACCCACAAAAACAUUCUGAUAAUGAUAUCUCACUAUUGUCAGAUAAUAAUUCAAAUAAUUUCAAAGCAACAAACGGUCAUCGAAACAGCGGAAGUUAUAAUAAUCAUGACAGACACAUGAAGCCGUUUGUUCCUCCUAUCUUAGCCCACAAAGUUUCAUCAUCCGGCGAAUCACGUCUUUCCCCAGAUGACAAAUCAUCCGUUGAACUUAACACUUCCCAACCUCGAACGAACGAAAAAGUUGUUCCUAAAUGGAUCCCGCCUUCUCCAGAAAAGAAAGAACGUCAAGGGGUCAAAUCAGUAAAUAAGCAUAACUCAGGGGUACAUUUUGAUGACGUAUCAGAUGGUGUCUUUGACACUGACUCGGAGUCAAAAUCCUCACAUAAUGUUAAGAUGAGACAGAAGCCAUCUUACCUUCGAUCACAGAGUUCAGAUAUUUUUAACCAAUUUUCAGAUACUGAUAUGAAGGCGAAAACACCAUCGUUCACUCAACUUACACCAGUAAUAAACUCACUGGAGAAUGUUCAUAUGGUAUACAGAGGAAGUGGAUCUCCUAGUGAUUCUAGCAGCCACACAACUUCUCCAAGACAUAAUGAUCAAGAAUGGAAUCGACCACAAAGUUUUUAUGACAAUGUUCCGUAUCCUUACCAUCCUUCAGAAUAUCCAGAAGUUCCUGUCAUUCCGGAAUCCCCUGUAAGUGGUUCAUCAUCAUUCGAUCAUAUCCAUGGUGGCAAUGGUAGAAUGGAGCACACAUCGGACAAAAAACAUAGCAAAACAAAGUCAAGGUCUUCUGUUGAUAUGCAAGGUAAAGUACCACCUGUUCCAAGGAGCCGUUCUACUGCCAAUAAAACCAGUCAAAACAGGAUUAGACCGGAUUCAACUGGACUGACUGUAAAUGAUCAGAAAAUGUCGAAUAGUAAGAGUAUGGAUAAUUUAAAAGAAUGGCGAGAGAAAGAUAAAAGAUGGAAAAAGAGGAAUAAAAUUUCUAUGGCGACGAGUCAAAGUUCUGCAAACUUCCAUACUGUAGCUCGAAUUUCUUCCCCUAAGACACAUGAUUAUGAGGAUGACGUUUUUGGUCAUUCAUCGUCUCCGUCACCAUUCCAAAAAGCAGUGGUUGCAACUGGAAUAUUGAAUUCUCCAAAAAGCCCCCUGAAAGGUCGAAGAAUGAGCAGAGAAGAAAUCGUUACUGCAGCUGUGUUGUCACAAAUGGAAGCCAAAGCAGCAAAAUCAAGAAAACAACAUCGAAAAGCAAGAAAAGUGAACGCAAUAUCAGAAAGUACAAUGAAUGGCUAUGAAACAGGAAGUAAAACGAUGAAAAGUGCCCAAAUGAAUAAUAACAAUGGCUCAAAUGAAACCACUAGAUUGGCUACUAAAGUAGCACCAUAUAGGCCUGCAAUUUUGAUGAAAAGUCCUCAAAAGAAAUCACACAAAUCCAAUAAUAGAGCACUAAAUAUUAAAGCAGAAAAAGCAUGGAAAACUUCCGAAAUUGAUAUCAUAUCAGAUGAGCAUUUACAACAAAUUCAAAGUCGACGAAGCUUUUCAGCUGAACAUCUCGACAAUAUUAGCUCUCCUCAAGAACACAAUGUAACUUUAAGAUCAUUUCCAUCUCUGCAUGCAAUGCCGUAUCAAAAGCAAUCGACUGAUGUUAAUGGGGUUGCUUUCUAUUCUCGUCAUCCGAUUUCAAAUUCAGCCACACAUGAUAAUAAUAUGAUUCAGAUAUCAAAUUUUCCUGUAGCAAGGUAUGACGCAUCACCUACAGGUGAAAAAUGGAUAAAUAUAACAAGAUAUUCACCAGAACAUUCUCCUCAACCUUCAAAAAACGACUAUAAUAGAUCACCGGGACUUUCAAAAACUUCCAAAGCUGACAUCAAUGAACUUUUAUCAGCAGGAAUCAACGCUGACCCAAACUUAAUAAAUCGCUAUGAAAUGUCUUCCAAACAUUCAACUGUUUCCGCUGUUUAUCCUAAAACUCAUUCACACACGGUGAGCCGAACAAAAGCGUACCGUCCCAAUGACAAUACCUCGAACCGCAGAAGAAGUGUUAACACGGGUGUACAGACUGAUGAAAGUAGGUUACUGUAAGAUUUGAACACCAUAUUUUUCUAAGUAAAUGCACUUAUUAUGUAGUGAUUGAGUGUUUCUACGACUGCUAUAAUAUUAUCAAAAUACAGUGACAUCUCGGUAGUCGAAUAUUAUUCGUUCACGAUUGGUGUUCGAGUACCGAAACUUUUUUGCCAUGAGAAAUAGUAAUUAUUUCAAUUUUUCCUCUGCAUUCCAAAAUAUAAACAAAACUUGUUUCUAGACAACAAUAAAUAUUUAAAUGUGUACAUAAAAGAUUGAAUAUAAUCAGAAUGAAAAUAGGAAAAUUUUUGUAUCAGUUACUGUACGUUCAAGCAAAUCUCUGUGGGUUCUAUGGAAUUCGUUCAAGUACCACAGCAUUUUUGACUAUAAAAUUUUUUGGUCAACUACUGAAUAGUUAAAGAGUAUUGAGUCGUUUGACUACCGGGGUAUCACUGUUCGCUUAAACAAAGGCCUGCCUAAUGUUGGGAUAUGCUUAACACACACAAAUAAUAAGGUAACUGUGACCCUACUUUUGGCCAAACCCUUUAUCUCUGAAGUGUUUCAUCAAUCUUGGUGUUCUUAUAUUUUAUUUAAUUCCUCUAUUGCUUACUUGUUUUGAGCUCCAUGAACAACUUAAAAUUAUCACGUCCCAUUUCUAUCAUUCGUCAGUACUGUAGCAAUGCUUCUAUUUCUUGCUUUACCAGAACAAGUUUUAUGUAUCAAUUCAUGAAGAACCCUAGUUCAUUAGCAAAUGUUUUAUGUCUUCGACACUUUUGAUCUGAGUAAAGCCCUGCCUACUAUCAGUUAAAAAUAAGAUAUACUCAGUUCGGAAGAAAAAGAUUCGUUUUUUUUUAGCGUAGUGUAUCCAAUUUCUUUCAUAUUAGACUAAGUGGUGAAUUUGAUUUGAAGUGGCAUCUGUAACAACCAGGGAUACCCAUAUUAGUAGUCCAGCGUUUCUCAAACUUUUUCGCCCCGGAACACCUACGCUUUUUAUCUCGCCUCGUUUAGAUAGCAAGGCUUAUCUUUAUCUGCCUGUUUGUCGCCAGUUGGGAGACAAAUUUAUGACCCAGAGGUGCUGAAGUACAGCCGAGAUUGCUCUGGUGACCAAUUUAUUCGCAAUUUCGAUUCCUGUCCUGCGGAACACUACAAAGAAACUCGCAGACCACAGUUUGAGAAACGCUGUAGUAGGCAAUCAGGCUAAUCACUGGUCAUAUAUAUACCCUUUCUCAACAUAUCAAAGAGUUUAAUUUUUGGAAAGCAAUUUGAAAAUAUUUAUACAUUCAAAGCCUCCAUUUACAGAUAUAGCCCUUUUCAUGACAAUCUGACAUCUAUAUAGUUCAAUGUGCAUAAGAUGAUUGGUAACUAUGGUAACUAAGAAGAAUAUAUUGUAUGAAUAUAUCGUAUGCUUCCGCAGUAUUAUUUCUUUUUUGUCAUUUUGUUUUGGUUGUUUGUUGUGCCAUGUUUCAUUCUUCUGAAACCUAUUUUUAGCGUAUGCAAUCAUAGUAAGUUGAAUACAUUUUUUUUUUGAUUUUACAGUCUUUAGUGUUAGGACAAGUUAAAUUUUAAACCAUUUUUUAAGUGGCAAGCGAAGAAUAAAAAAAUUGCUAAAUUUGAGGGGUAGUCUACUAAUUUUUAGGAUGAAUAAAUAGUAAAUGAACAAAAUCUCUUUAUCAUAUAAUAUUGCUUUGUUAUUACUAUCGCUAUGCACAAAAGCUACUUAACUUAAAUCUUGAACCGGGCACUCAAUUUGCAGAUUUCUUCAUAUACAACAGCGGUUCUCUCGAGCGGGUCACAGAGCAGUUGUUGGGGCCACAAUGCAUGACGAAAUGCUGAUUUUACCUCGCGCUCUUCCUAUUUUCAUUGCUUGAGAAGGUUAUUGCCCAUGGUGUUUUCACUUUAUUGACCAUGAGUUGUUUGAACAUAUGGGAAUCGACAAAUCAAAAUAACACUAUGAAUACCACUGGAAUAAUAAACGGGCCCAUGAGAGAUAAAAGCCUUCAGAAGGGAGCCAGGACCCAUGAGAGGUUGUUGGGAACCACUGAUGUACAGCAUUAAAUUGUUUUAAGAUUCUUCAACAGAACUAGCUCUUUUUUUGGCUGUAAUAUAAUACCAAUAUUCCAAGCACUUUGCAGCGAUUUUAUAAAAGUUGAAAUCAUUUAAACUAUUUCUAAAGUUUUGCUCGUACUGGCCGACGGACGUUUUGCCCACGGGUGUUUGUAUACUGAUCUGGUCUCGGUUAAGUGGCUUGGCGGAUCAAACAAUAAUUAUUCAACAUUCAUUUAGUUUCGUCUGCUAUCAUACUCAAUUCUUUAAACAAACCAAAGUUCUCUCUUUGCUUUAUAUUCUUUAUUCGUUUCUUGGUAUUUAUUUUGUCCAUCAUUGGCAUAGUAUAAUAGUACCUAUUAUAUUUACAAUUUAUUAUAAUUACAAAUAUUGCAUAAAUUUUACAUUUUCACACAAUUUUUCUUUAUUUUUUUGUGCGAAAAAAUACUAAUUAUAGCCAAAGCAUGGCUAGUAACCCUGUUUUGUUCAUUUAUGAUUAUUUUCUUUUAUUUGUCAAACUUAUUUUUCUCUCAUACCUAGCUAUAAGAUUAUUGCCGAUCAAGUUUGUCCCUAGCAUGACAUAGACUUUAUUGUCAGAAACUGCAAUCCAUGCUUGGUUGGUUAUAUAUUUUUCUAGCUGAGGUAGAACCAUAUAUAGUAUUGUUUUUUAAUAUAAUAAUGAUACUGGAUUUUAUUAAAGAUAUUGGAAUAUUCUUAUUCAA